Molecule: messenger RNA, 581 nt
Organism: Neurospora tetraspora
Lineage: Eukaryota; Fungi; Ascomycota; Sordariomycetes; Sordariales; Sordariaceae
Exons: 2
Coding region: 273-467 (64 amino acids)
Source: RefSeq, a predicted model, not a curated record
CAAGACCAACGACGACAACCAUUCAUCACCUGUACCAACGACGCCCAUCUCUGAUAUUUCUUUUACUUUAAUUGACCUACUUCUCCUUUUCUUGAUCCUCCCAAAAAAAAAAAAAGAAAGAGAAAAAACCUCCACACACCAAAAGAUCAAUCAAACCCCAAAAUGAAGAAGACAUCAAGAAACAUCAACCCAAAUGUUAGCUCGUCGUCCCAGUCAGUGUCCGAUGACCUCGGGAAACUAACUCACUUACACACAAUCAACAACAGACAGUAAUGGCGCCCCUGGCAGCCUUCACAAUGGCUUGGGUCCUAUUUGCUUAUACCAGGCAUUCUAUUCAGGCUGCGAAGGUUAAUGCUAAACUCACCCGCGAACAAAUCCAACAACAACAACAACAACAACAACAACAACAGCAGCAGCAGCAGCAAGAGCGAGAGUAUCGGAACCGGGAGAGGCAUUCGGACAAGUAAAGUAACUAUUUUUGUGAGGGAAGUGGGGGAAGAGUGGCAUUGAACUGAGUUGACGACGGAGAUAUCAAGUGUUAAUAAAACUAAACCGAACACCCCGACUAGGUAGCCUACACC